This is a messenger RNA of Aspergillus nidulans FGSC A4, 1569 nucleotides long. Its product is annotated as protein rxtB. The record is from RefSeq and is a predicted model, not a curated record. The transcript has 4 exons. Lineage: Eukaryota; Fungi; Ascomycota; Eurotiomycetes; Eurotiales; Aspergillaceae. The coding region runs from base 1 to 1569 and encodes 522 amino acids.
AUGGCGGCGCAAGCGGCCCUGAUUGCCGAUACGAUAGUGGGCAUGAAACGGGCCCUUCGCAAUGAGAAUGAUUUUUCGGGACCAGAUGAUCCGAUAACGCAACCAACGAACAGAGGAAACAAACUUCGGGGGAAUGCGAGAUUUGUGAAAGAAGGCGCAAUGGGUUAUAUCCAUGCCGAGGGUCUAUAUAAACAGAAAAUCGAACAUGCCGGAUAUACCCGCUACAUCCUCCACCACAACCCCGUGCGCUACGACUCUGAGGGCGAUGAGCUUGAUGAUGACGACGAGGAUUCGGAGGCAGAUGCAGCCGUGGCGGAAGAGAAUCCGUUUUCUGAGAUUGCCCUGGAACAUUUUCUAUGCCCUCUGAAGCAUCCAUCCGAGCUUCCCUCCCACCCUUCGUUAUCUCACGCGUAUACUUCUAAAGCUCUUUCGCACAUGACACAAGCAAUCGAAGCUAAAUUGCGCCAGGAGCGAGCCCUGCUAUGGCGGGCAAGAAACCUACACCGGCAAUUGCUUGGCGACGGGUCUUGGGCGCCGUGCGGCAUAUUCGAGACGCCUGAGGACAGAUUGAUUUUUGAACCCCAAAUAGUCAGCACAGGGCACAGUUCCCCAUUGCCACACUACGAGACGAACGGGCUCCAGGUCUCAAGCGGUGGAGGGCUUGACAGCUUGAAGGACAGUGGACAAAACUCUUUAUCCACGAAAGAAACUGAAUCCUCACAGCAUGGAGGCGAUAAGCUUGUCAAUACAACAAUCAAUGCGGAAAUGAAAGUUCGGCUGAAUGGAGCCACCGAGAACGCGUCGUAUUAUCCCGAUACUGGUCACUCAAAAGAGCCGAAGUUUGAAGAAGUUGAUACGGCUGUUAGCGAUCUCCCGCAACAUUCAGAAACUCAAGGUGGAGACAACAUCAACGGCAGCAGACCACACAAUACGCCUGGAGAUUUGGAUAGAAUUUUAGAGACAGAUGGAAUGGUGGGCAAGGAGACGAAGGAGAACGGAAACACUGAACCAUAUCGUCAGAACAAUAAUGAUGGGCAGAAUGCGAAUGAAGAUGUUGAAAUGGAAAAUAUCUCAUCCCCAGAGCCUCCAAGACGCAUGACGACCAGAGCUCAGACCAACGCAGGCCCACCACAGCACGACGCCGACUCCAGGCGUGCAUCCCCCUCCGCAUCUAGCGAUACGCUAAGCUCCCUCCCCACACCUCAUCCGCUCUAUCUCGUGCCAGAAUCGGUUCGACCAGAUCCCAACUUUGGCCUGCCUCCAAAUGAAGCUGAGGACACCCGCCGGCUACUCUGGUCGUACGUCCAAAAACAGGAAGAGACAGUUCGUGGGCUCGAACACAUGCAUGAGAGCCUUUUACGAGCUUGCCGGAUGAAAGAAGAUGUCUUCGAAUGGUGCAAAGCCGAGGGACAUGUUGGCGAGUUGAGCGACGGAGAGGACUGGUAUGAUCGUGAGAAGUGGGGUCUCGCAGAAGGGGAGGACCUCAAGAAAGGCGCGGACGAAGAUGAUAUUGAGCCGGUCGAGGAGAGCCGGUCGUCAAAUAAGCGAGGUAGAGGCCGCCGCGCAUAG